Dendrobium catenatum is the source of this 997-nucleotide messenger RNA. RefSeq names its product ABC transporter B family member 25, mitochondrial. The transcript is spliced from 7 exons. The coding region runs from base 54 to 764 and encodes 236 amino acids. NCBI's taxonomy places the organism in Eukaryota, Viridiplantae, Streptophyta, Magnoliopsida, Asparagales, Orchidaceae. The record is from RefSeq and is a predicted model, not a curated record. Gene Ontology annotation, biological process: transmembrane transport; intracellular iron ion homeostasis. Gene Ontology annotation, molecular function: ATPase-coupled transmembrane transporter activity; ATP hydrolysis activity; ATP binding. Gene Ontology annotation, cellular component: mitochondrial inner membrane.
CGUUCUAGUUAGUGAGAGUUGAGACUCGUAGUUUGUGCAUCUCAAUUAAGUUAAUGUUUCAUUAUGUGGAUCAUAGGAGCUUCUUCCUCCUUAAUGUCUACCAUAUUCCUUUCUUACAGAUUCAGAUUGAUGGUCAAGAAAUAAGAGAUUUAAGUUUGGAAAGUCUCCGUAAGUGUAUCGGUGUUGUGCCACAAGAUACUGUACUCUUCAAUGACACAAUAUUUCACAAUAUUCAUUAUGGACGAUUAUCUGCAACAGAAGAGGAGGUCUUUGAUGCUGCUCGGUGUGCAGCUAUUCAUGAUACCAUCAUGAAUUUCCCAGAAAUGUAUUCUACUAUUGUUGGAGAGAGAGGACUUAAGUUAAGUGGAGGAGAGAAGCAACGUGUAGCUCUUGCCCGUGCAUUUUUGAAGGCACCUUCAAUUUUGUUGAAAUUAAGAAAGGAGGCGAGGACUUGUGCGGGAAACUUUCCAAGCACGAAUUCUCAAGGAUUGUGUGAUGAAGCUACGAGUGCACUGGAUAGUACAACCGAAGCUGAAAUUUUGAAUGCAUUGAAACCAUUGUCAACAAAUCGGACUUCCAUCUUCAUAGCUCAUAGGCUAACAACAGCCAUGCAGUGUGAUGAGAUUAUUGUUCUAGAAAAUGGCAAGGUUGUAGAACAAGGACCCCAUGAAGUUCUUCUAUCAAGAGCUGGAAGAUACUCCCAGUUAUGGUUGCAGCAGAACAGCACAGAUUCUAUAGAUACAGCUCUUAAACUGGGAGCAUGAAAUUCUUUCUUCUCACAAAGCUCUUACUUUUCUCGGCCAAGAGAUGAAGAAAAAGAAACCAAGUUUGUUUUCUUCCCCAAACAUGUUGGUAAGUUCUAUAUUUUAUAUUUCUAUUUUCUUUGUAACAUAAAUGCAUUAUUGAUGAAUAUUUAUCAUUCUUAGCAUGCUAUUAAUAUACCCCCCAAUAAAAUAUUAUGUAUAUUUUUUUCAUAUAUUUCUUGAGAAAGUUCUAA